Vidua chalybeata is the source of this 4617-nucleotide messenger RNA. RefSeq names its product glycerate kinase (gene GLYCTK). The transcript has 5 exons. Gene Ontology annotation, cellular component: cytoplasm. Gene Ontology annotation, biological process: protein phosphorylation. Bases 274 to 1794 code for a protein of 506 amino acids. The record is from RefSeq and is a predicted model, not a curated record. NCBI's taxonomy places the organism in Eukaryota, Metazoa, Chordata, Aves, Passeriformes, Viduidae. Gene Ontology annotation, molecular function: glycerate kinase activity.
CGGGGGGUGGCGAGGGGGGCGUGCGCACGGGCUGCUGGGACGGGGGAGGGCGGGGUGGCCGGCGGCCAUAUUGAGUGUGGCAGGAAGAGCAGCGCGGCCUGCGCGCUCCGGCCCGCCGUGAUUGUCAGCAUCUAUCGCCGUCCCCGCCGCUCCCGGGGCCUGAGGUUGGAGGCUGCUGGCUGUUUCAGCCCUUGAGGCCUUGCCAGUGCUGGCAGAGAGGGCAGAAGCCCACCCGACAAAGGAGAGUGGCUCAGCCCUGGCAGCCUGUGCACCAUGUCCCUCCGCGAGCACGCACUGUCCCUGUUCCGUGGCGCUCUGGGCACCGUCCGCCCAGCUCCCAUGCUGAAAAGCGCUCUGAAGCUUCAGGGAGAUGGGUGCCCUCAGCUGCUGGUGAGGGGCCAGGCCUUUCCAGUGAAGAGGGACCUGUACCUGGUGGGUUUCGGAAAAGCUGUGCUGGGGAUGGCCGCAGCAGCAGAAGAGAUCCUGGGAGACCACCUCACUCGGGGGAUUAUCAAUGUGCCGCUGGGGAUCCAGGAAAGCCUGCAGCGAGCGGGAAUGCAGGAGAUGCUGCUAAAGCCACACAGCAAAAUCCAGGUCAUUGAAGGCGCCAAGAACAACCUCCCAGAUGCAGAGGCUCUGAAGGGAGCAGUUGCCAUCCAGGAGCUGGCUGAGGGUCUGACUGCAGAUGAUGUGCUCCUUGUGCUCAUCUCAGGAGGUGGAUCAGCCCUACUGCCUGCUCCCAUCCCUCCCAUCCUCCUCAAGGAGAAGGAGGAACUCACAAAGAUGUUGGCUUCCCAAGGAGCUGCCAUACAGGAGCUGAACAUUGUCCGGAAGACUCUGUCUGUGCUGAAGGGUGGAGGGCUGGCCCAGCUGGCACAUCCUGCACGGGUGGUGAGUCUCAUCCUGUCUGAUGUGAUAGGUGACCCCCUGGACAUCAUAGCGAGUGGGCCCACUGCUGCCAGCUCCCACAGUGUCCAAGACUGCCUUCACAUACUCAGCAAAUACAACCUGCUACACAACCUGCCCAAGUCAGUGGAAAUGGUCCUCUCCAGCUCUCCCACCAAACCCACUGCUCCAGAAAACUACUCCCAUGUUUCCAACAUCAUCCUUGGGUCCAACACAUUGGCUUUGGAAGAGGCCAGACGCCAGGCUGAGGGCCUGGGCUAUGCAGCUCUGGUCCUGAGUGCAGCAGUCCAUGGGGAAGUCAGCCGUGUUGCCACACUGUACUGCCAGCUGAUCCAGCUCAUCUGCCUGGGCUUCACCAGCCUCGGAGCAGGGCCCCUGGGUGACGAGCUGAGAGGGAAUCUCCUGCAGCUGGCAGCAGAGCUACAGAUCCCAGGUUUACACCUGGAUGAUUUUUUACAGGCCCUGCGAGGAUUAGGGCCCAACAGACCAGUCUGCAUCCUGGCUGGUGGAGAAACCACAGUCCAGCUCCAAGGAACCGGCAAGGGAGGGAGAAACCAGGAGCUGGCUCUGCGUGUGGGGCUGGGGCUGCACAAGGCUCAGGCCACAGGAGCCAGCAGCCCCCAAGGAAGGUGUGAGAUCCUCUUCCUCAGUGGGGGAACAGAUGGGCAGGAUGGGCCAACAGAGGCAGCAGGAGCCUUCUGCAGCCCAGGGCUGGUGGCUGAGGCACUUCAGGAGGGUCUGGAUGUGGAGGCCUUUCUCAGGAACAACGACUCCUACACGUUCUUCAGCCAGUUCCAAGGUGGGCAUCACCUCCUGGUGACAGGCUUGACAGGCACCAAUGUCAUGGACAUCCAGGCCAUUUUAAUUAGAGCCAUGGAGAGAUCAUGAGAGCUCCCUCUGCAGAUACCCAAAUACACUUAAUUAGGAGCAGGAGUAAAUGAAAGCACCAAUGCUGUGGACAAAUGCAAACUGCUUAAAUUAGGGCUCACUGUUGAAGCUGCUAGUGUCUUUGACAAAAAGAAUCCACUAAUUAGACACAUGAGUGGACAUCCACAGCAAAAACAAACACUUGUAAUUGGGAGGCUCAGAGGAAGGUAAGAGGUCAUAUUACAGACAAGAAAACUGGAUUUAAAGCUUGUGACUGCUUCAACUACAGUUAAUUUAAGAGACGAGGGGAAGUUGAGGCCAUGGCAGGGCUACCAUGGAGAGCCCUUGCUGCACUGUUGCACUUCCAGUGCCCCCAGAGCUCAAGAGCAGCUCAGCAGUGGUGUUUUAGGGGUCCACUGGAACAAAUUACAGUGACUGAAGGAUGUAAAAGCAGUAACAGCAAGGCCUGCUCACCUGAAGCACUGAGCUGCUGGGGGGAUGGGGACACCCAGCACCCACUCCACAUGCCAGCACAGUGCCCUACAGUUCUUCCCACACCAGGGUACUGAGAUGACAGAGACCUCAAGCCCAGCAGGAUGCACACACAGGAGUGUGGCUAAGAAGCACAUUGGCAGAGAGAAGUUCUUGAUACUGGCUGGGUGACACAAGCAGUGCACAGUGAUAAAGAGGAUGACAUACCUUCACUGUACAGUGUAAGAAUGGGGAUGAAUGAAGUGCAGUGACAAGCCAGCUGUGUAGAGUCCUCCUCCAGCCCCCUUCCCUCCACAGUAACAUCUUCCUGCUGGUCCCUGUUGGGAGAGCCUCUGUGCCAGCAGCAAGUAUGCUAUGAGCUUUCAUGGUGUUGUUUUCCAACUGUCUAGAAAACUGUCGUGCAUCCAGCCUGAGCCACUGACCUUUCCUCUGCACUGAGGCAGAAGUUGCUGUCAUUCUGAUUAACUCUGCUAAUUCCACAGAAAAAAAGACAAGGAAACCUUCAUGCUCAGCUCUCCUGACCCAUGCUGCUGAGCUGAUCAAAGGGCAAAUCUGCCAGAGCUGUGCUCUGACAGGGAGCGGCUCCCCCCACACGCACGAGGACACAGUGGUUAUCACGUUUUUGUCACCUACUGCAGUGCGAUAUGUGGGAGAGCAGAGAUGAGCUUGGUUUCCCAGGACAUGGAGCUCACAGUGGGGCUAGAUUUCAGGAGGGCUUUGCCUGCAGCAACAGGCACACUGACGGUUUGGCUGGAUAUUCAAAGGGCUUUAGCUCAGCAGCCAGUAUGACCCAGCACGUCCAACUCCUUUUGAAUAUCCGUCUGUUUGUUACAGAGCCUAAGUGGGAGCUGAGCUCCUUUGAAAAUCCAGCUCUAAUGUAAUAGGACACGCUUGACUCAGACUCUUUCCAGACAGACCGACCUACUCCGUGUGGCUGAUCUCAUCUCGUGACAUAAAUACACCGUUGUGCCAACACCCUGUGGAGUCUCACUGAACAGUCAGUUGUUCUGCGCCCCACUUCAAGGUGGAUCAGAGGGUGGGGUUUUGAGGAGGAUGCAAAACCUCCUAUUUUGGUUUUGAAGCCAGUAUCUAACACGUAGGGAUAUCUGCAGGAGCAUCAUGGGGCCUGGUGUCAAUGCCAGGCUGGCAGCUGGACUGUCUGGGCUACAGCCCAGGCUCAGAAUAAGGCACAACCCUGGGAAUUUCAAAACCCCAGUCUUGCCCGGUGGUUUAAACUCAUCCACGCAGCUCAUUUGUCCUCAGAGUCUGAAGGUCUUUUGUAACAUGCCUGAACUUGCUCACAGUGGCAAACAGCUCUGAGAUCUGCUGGGGAAAAUCUGCCAAGCGUUAUAGAGCUCGCUGUGCCCCUGUAUUGUCAGGGGGUGGUUGUGCAGAAGCUGCUUUGUGCCGUGUGUUUUUCUCCAGAGGUCGCUGGCAGGUCGCCUGCUCCAUGCCCAGCAGGGCAGCUCCACGGGGCACUAACACGGGCAGCGAUACAGCCACAAGUAUGGGCUGCAGCCAGGACAACUGGGUAAAGCUGGCUCUAAAGCUGGCUCCACGGCGUGCUGAGUGCUCCCUGGGCCAUUCUGCUCCAGCGGAAUGCAGAGUGACUCCAGUUUUGGGCUGGGCUGCCUGGCAGAAGGGUCACUUCAGCAGCGGUCCUGUGUGCCAGCCUGUGCACACUGCCACAGGGCCACCACAACCCCCUGCCCACAGCUCUGCCACAUUGCUGAGCACCAUCCUGGACUUCGAGCUGCUGCUUGUGCUGCCGCCCAGUCAAUUCCAGAGGACCUUGGGCUAGUGCUGGCUGGCUUCUCCUGGGAAAUGCCUAUUCCAGGUAGCCCGAGCAGUGUCCUUGCUUCCUGAAUGGUGGCUUUUCAUAACGAUUAAAAAGGGUGUGUUGGGGAGGAGAGAAGUCUAAUAAAAGGUUUGUUGAAAGGAUGGAGCUGUUUGAAGUGCAUUUCCCAUCUACCUUUGCUUGGCUCCCAUAUAUGGAUUUUUGUUCUUGUCCUUUCUUUCUUAAUGAGGAGAUAAAAGGCCAGGGGAGGUUCAGCAAGAGCACCCAGGCUACAGAAAUACUUCUCUGAUGCUUCUACCUGGAUAAGUCAAAGCUCCAUUUCCAAGGGGUUGCUUUGGUGGACCUUGUGCAACUUCUACCAAGGGACAAAAGGAGCAUUGGAGUGUGCUCAGCCCUCACAGACAAAGCAUCAUCUUAUUCCUCUAGACAAUGCUCAGCAGGGAAUUGUCUGCUAUCGCUCCAGCCCAAGGCCAGUUCCCUCUGACCUGCAGUCCCUUCAUAAAGGUCAAAAGGCCCCAUGCAUGAGCCAACAUACCUUUGGGCCACACUGGCGA